AUGGCAGAACGCCCAGAGGACCUCAACUUGCCCAAUGCUGUUAUCACUCGCAUCAUCAAGGACAUGCUACCUGAAGGCAUAUCAGUAGCCAAGGAGGCUCGCAUUCAUAAGAAGUCUCAGCAAAACAAAAAAGAGCAAAAAGAAGCAAAAGCAAAAGCAAAGAAAGCUGAAGAAGCAAAUAAAAACUCUGGGUCAGCAGAAGAGAACAGUGAGGAUGCUGACAUGACAAUGGAGGUUUCAGAGACAGACAAGGAAAAUGGAGAAGACCAAGAAGUUGCCGACUAG
Molecule: messenger RNA, 285 nt
Organism: Eriocheir sinensis (Chinese mitten crab)
Lineage: Eukaryota; Metazoa; Arthropoda; Malacostraca; Decapoda; Varunidae
Gene: Chrac-14
Product: DNA polymerase epsilon subunit 3-like
Exons: 2
Coding region: 1-285 (94 amino acids)
Molecular function (GO): protein heterodimerization activity
Source: RefSeq, a predicted model, not a curated record